AUGGAUGAACGAGCCACGGAGCUAUUAGCUGCCCUGCGCAACACCUCCCUCUCUGUCGACGCGAAGAUAGCAUCGCUGACCAAGCUCAAGUCGGAAAUCAAGCAGAGGAAUGUUCCUACGUCUGCUGUGGGAGAUAUAUUCGAUGCCAUUCGCCUGGCCAUUGCGUCACAGCAUGCCUCUCUCUCUGCUGGUGGCUUCUCCGCACUCGGUCAUCUGCUGAAACGGCUCUACCUCCAGGAACAGACUGCACUGAUCGCCAGCCAAGGGCGCCAUACGUACUCGCUGCUGCUGGAAAAACUUGGUGAUCACAAGGAGCGAGUGCGGGCGCAGGCAUCCCAGGCGUUUGCAGACUUUUGGCAAGCAUCACCCACCGAGACUGAGCAUCAUGUUCUAGAGGUUGCCCUCGUCGGCAAGAGCCCGAGAGCAAAGGAGACUAGUAUGAUGUGGUUGGUGAAGAUGACAAAGGAGCGGGGGGUCCUUUUCCGCGCUCAUGUCCCCAGUCUCGUGGUUGGCCUCGAAGAUGCCGACAGUGCCGUCAGAGAAACGGCCAAAGCCGCCGUGAUCGAGCUAUUCCAGAAUGCGCCUUCAAGAGCAAUAUCAGACCUAAAGAAACAGAUACAAUCACAUAAUGUCAGGCGGUCUAUCACUCUGUCAAUAUUUGCAGCCCUCGGGAUCAAUUCCAUCUCUGAUGCAGACCUUCCAUCCUCCCACUCCGGAAUGGCUGCUCGGCCAGGAAGCAGUUUCUCCCACCGUCGUGAGGAACCGCCAAGGCCCAACUCCGUUCUUUCAACACGCUCACAUCCCAACCAAGAUGGAAGCGGUCGAAAUGAUGACUCUCAUUAUGGUCUCUCAAGGCCUCCCAGAGGUGAUCCACCCCGAAAAGAUGCACUCUCGCAUGCCGCCAGCAUUGAGUCCCUCUCCGCAGUUAGCCUCGAGCCCGAGGAACCCGUAUCCCUUGACCCUAUUACUGUAUACUCAAACCGAGAAGUAGACGAGAUGUUCCGGGACAUGAUACCCCAUUUUGAAGGCAAGGAAACGGAACAUAAUUGGCUACACCGUGAAAGAGGAGUUCAAACUUUACGAAAGUUGACAAAAGGGAAUGCGCCACACGACUAUCAGGCUCACUACCUGGCAGGUAUCAAACAACUCUUAGACGGUAUCCUAAAAGCUGUCAACUCGCUACGUACUACGCUAUCGGCUGCGGGAUGUUCUCUUGUCCAAGAUAUUGCUCGAGUAAACGGACCAGCUAUCGAGCCAAUGGUGGAGAUCCUGCUUCAGAAUCUUAUUAAACUCUGUGGUGCCGUUAAGAAAAUUACUUCUCAGAGUGGGAAUAUUACCGUUGAUACCAUCAUCGGCAAUAUCUCUUACUCCACACGUCUACUUCAACACAUGUGGGCUGCCUGUCAGGAUAAAAACACACAGCCUCGGCUUUUUGCUACUGGGUGGCUCAAAACGCUCAUGACUCGACAUGCUAAGCAGAAAAACGCGAUUGAACAUAGUGGUGGUGUUGAUCUGAUUGAAAAGUGUAUUAAGAAAGGUCUGGCCGAUGCAAAUCCAGGAGUUAGAGAGAAUAUGCGUGGAACUUACUGGGCUUUUGCACAUAUUUGGCCGGAUAGAGCUAGAAGCAUUAUUUCUGAAUUGGACACGAAGUCAAGGUCUCUUCUUGAAAAGGACUCAGGGAACCCGAAUGCUGCAGCACAUGCCUCAAACACUACUACCUCUCGCAGUGGGCAGUCGCAGACAUCGUCAGCUACAAGGAUGACUUUGAAAGAAACUAUUGCUGCACAAAAGAAGGCUCGGCUAGCCGCAGCCAGAAACCUCCCUCCCCGCCCAGAAUCCGCCCAAUCUACCUUCUCUGAACAAAGACCUACCAGGCCCACUGUGCACAGACAACCCGCAUCUUCCUCCUCUGUCCGAAACGUGGCUACUGGAUCACAGCUGUCAUCCUCCACAUCAUCUGCACAAGGAGGAUCCCUUUCAUCAGCCCCAAUGCGUCCAGCCAUGCGCCCUCGCAGACCAGAGUUAAUGAGGCCGGCAACUGCAGAUCCUUAUUCUCGGAGGAAUGCUCCCCUCAGUGCUCAAUCAAAGAUUUUAAGCCCCACUAACAGCCCGCAAAGGUCCAGCCCAAAAACGGCGCCUGCCCCCCGCACCAGGAAUCCCCCAGCACGGCCCAAGUCUAGGAUGGAAGGCGUAACUACAAAUACUAUCCAGAGAAAGGCUGCGGCGUCCGAGCCCCCAACAGUCCAAAGGGCCGAACCAAAUUCUAUCAAUCUAAUACAUCCGGAGCCAGAGCCAGAGCCAGAGCCGGUCAUUCCCACCUCUCAAGUAGUAGAAGAGGCUGUUAUGAGUCCAACCAAAGCAGAUGAGGAAUUUACCAUUGUUUUGCCUGAUAUAAUUAGCCCAAUGCAAGUUGAAGUGCCUCAGACUCCAGUUUCUGUUCCAACGGCCGCCGCAAUUGAAUCUACAGUUGAAAGCCCAAUUGUGGACCCUAUUGAAAUACCACUAGAAGCAUCAGUUGAAGCACCAAGUGAGACACUAGUUGAAGUGCCAAUCGAGUCACCAGCUGAGGCACCUGUCCAGGCACCGGUCGAAGAGCCAGCUGAAAUACUAGCUGAAGCACCGGUCGAAAUACCAGUCGAAGAGCCAGUCGAAUUGCCAACUGAAGUGCCACGUGAGCCGGCCAGUGCCUUGGAUGAAACCCCGACCGAAACCCCAGCUGAAACUCCGGUGGAAACAGCAAUUGAAAUCCCAGUUGAGGCUCCUAUCGAAGUUCCUGCAAACAUUCCAGCCGCUAUUGACCCAACCGAUUUACCUAAUGCAGAUACAAAUCUCACCGAGUCCUUCAUUGAAGAUAUGCCCAAGGUCCAGCCAGAACCUCACAAAGAUGCUGUUGUUAUAGGCGGCCAAAUUACUCCUCCCCGACAACGUCAACUUAGUACAACCCCUCGAUCAAAGAUCCCUACUUCUCCUACAUUUCGCCAACAUAGCAGGGAAAUUACUCUCUCUAGCCCCCUUCGUACUCCACCAAGGAGCCAUAUUCGGCCCUCUGAACCAGAAAUCUCUACCAUUGUCAAACUAUCUCCGCCAUCUACGUCUGCCGAUUCCAAUGGAACGACGGCUCUUAAAGUAUACGAAGACCCCCAGUCGCCUAUCUCAAAAACUACCACUUCUUCACCUACAACACCACAAACAAACCGGCUAGUCUCGAUAACGAAACCCCUCGAGAUUCUACCUCUAAAGGAACCUUCGAGUACUAACCGCAAAUAUAACCAAGAUACCCAGAGUAUUGCUCCAUUAUCAUACUCUCCACCAGCCCCUGCUUCUAAUGAAAAUUCCCAUCGGCGAUGGAAGAAAGUUGAAAUAUCGGAGAGACGAAGGAGCCUUAGUCCUCACUCAAAAGACCCUAACAGGGCCCAAGACAUGAUCGAUAGGGGACUUAUGAGGAUCCGAACUUCCUCUCUGGAUGUCCAUGGGUACAGAAAAUUUCAGGGCCUUAUCCGGUACCACGAAACCAUCAUAAAUGAUGAAGCCAAGUAUUCCCAAAUCUUGCUUGCAUUAUUCGAUGCGUUAGAAUCUCCCGAUGGAGACAAGGUUUCAAGCACAAGCCGAUCUUUCGACUUGAAGACGCAAAUUCUCUUUACCAUACGGCUCAUGCUAUCUCAAAACAGAGAACACUUCUCAAAAUUUUACUCCAGGGCGAUGAUAUCGAUCAUCAAGACACGGAAACAUUACGAUAUCACAAAUCACAUUGUAUCGGGCCUUGAGGAAACUUCUGAAGACAUUGUUCGUGCUUGCAACCCACAAGAGGUGGUCGAUGCAAUUCUUGACCUACUCGAAACAGAAGAGAAGUCACCAGAAUCGAGCCGCAUGGUAUCUAUGGGCACGUAUGUGCUCUGUGGACUGUUACAUCGACUAAACGAUAAGAAACUCUACUUCAGUGACCCCGAGCUCGAACGCCUCGGCAAGUUCGCCAGCGAAAACCUUAGGAAUCCCCAGCCCGAUGUUCGCCGUGCAGUCAUGGACUUCUGCCUAGAACUGCACGAGAUGGCAAAGCCAGAGGAGAAAUUUUGGUCCAUUGUCAACUCCCCGGGAGAAGAUGUUCGACCGCUCCUAACAUACUAUAUCAUGAGGAAACCCAAGACUUAG
Molecule: messenger RNA, 4146 nt
Organism: Microsporum canis CBS 113480
Lineage: Eukaryota; Fungi; Ascomycota; Eurotiomycetes; Onygenales; Arthrodermataceae
Product: stu1
Exons: 5
Coding region: 1-4146 (1381 amino acids)
Biological process (GO): mitotic spindle assembly; astral microtubule depolymerization
Cellular component (GO): mitotic spindle; spindle microtubule; microtubule organizing center
Molecular function (GO): microtubule binding
Source: RefSeq, a predicted model, not a curated record